This is a messenger RNA of Durusdinium trenchii, 1164 nucleotides long. The record is from the annotation of a GenBank genome assembly. NCBI's taxonomy places the organism in Eukaryota, Dinophyceae, Suessiales, Symbiodiniaceae.
AUGGAUAGGUUGCCUCGAGCCUUUCAGAACCCAGGGCAGUGGUGCUGGUUCAACGCGCUCUUGCAGGCGCUGGCAAGUAUCAGUGAUCCUCGAUGGUGGAGCCUCUUGAACUUUGCGAAGGACUCGGCCUCAUCUGGGCACAAAGAUGUCUUGACCUUCUUAGCGCCGGUCCUUCAGCACCUGAACCGCGAGGACGCCGCGUUCCCGUCGCCCGCGGAGGACGGCGACGGGAACGGCGACGCGCUGGCGCGCCUGGCGCUGGCGAUCCAGGAGGAGUGUGGUAUGUCGUCCAUCUCCGGUGAGCAACAAGAUGCACAUGAAGCCUUCAUCAAGUUAUUGGAGUCGAUCCAUUCCUCGCUUUGUCGACGGCAGCUCAGAAGCUUCCAGCAGCUCCAGGCGUUCAGCGUGGCCAGGCCAUGCCUCUUGGGACGCGAAGGGCUGCUGAGUUGGUGUGAAGCGACGCAAGCGAUCCAAUGCUUCGAGGAUCUCUUCGAAGGGGUCUUGGAAGAGACGCGCGUUUGCACCGCUUGUGGCCUCGCACGGGUUGAAAGUUGCCCCUCCAAACAGGCCUUCAGAUGUCUAUCGCUCGAUUUGAUCAACAUCGAUCGUCCCCACUUUUCCAGCGUGAACCUGCUGAGUUUGCUGAAGGCUUCUUACAGCGGACAACCCACCGAGGAGAUCGAUGGGCUGCUCUGUUACCGCUGCUCCCUGGAGGCCUCCAUCCGCCGUUUCCUCUUGGACUGCGGCGCUUCCUUCUCCGCCGGCCUCGCCUUCCGCCGCUUCAUGCGCCUCGCCGACGGCUUGGCGCCCAGCGGGGCGGAGGUGCUGGAGGCCUUGCGGCCGCUGGGCGCGCCGCCCUGUGUGCUGCGACGGAGGAGUCACUUGAGGUCCUUUCGGAUCAAGGUGGCCCCGAGGAUCCUGACCUUCCACAUGCGUCGCCUGAUCUUUGGCCCUUUCGGCUUCAUCAAGGUGAGCAAUCCUGUUCGCUAUGCCGAGAUCCUUCACGCAGACGACCUGGGCCUUGAUGGGGGUCUCUACUCCUUGUCCUCUGUCAUGUCCCACUUGGGCCAGGCCCACGCGGGGCAUUUCAUCACUCACCGCGUCUGGCCGAAGGGGACGCCCCUUGUGGAAGAGCGCAGUGUGAUUCUGCGAGGCGGGUGCUGA